AUGGCUAGCGUCAUGGACCUCUUCGCAGGCUAUCCUUCGAAGCACAAACUAAGCCUGUGGACGGACGACACGUUGUUUCAGGACCCUUUGACCAUAGCCCAGGGCUGCAAGCAGUACGAGGCCCAGUUGUACGGGGUGGUGGCGACUAUGAGCCAAGUCAUGCAGGAGCAAGCCGAGAUCGUCGCUGUCGGGAAUCCAAUAGAGCUGCAUCUCUAA
Molecule: messenger RNA, 216 nt
Organism: Capronia epimyces CBS 606.96
Lineage: Eukaryota; Fungi; Ascomycota; Eurotiomycetes; Chaetothyriales; Herpotrichiellaceae
Exons: 1
Coding region: 1-216 (71 amino acids)
Source: RefSeq, a predicted model, not a curated record